Messenger RNA from Penicillium griseofulvum, 1458 nucleotides. RefSeq names its product putative MFS transporter. The transcript has 9 exons. Gene Ontology annotation, biological process: transmembrane transport. The coding region runs from base 1 to 1458 and encodes 485 amino acids. The record is from RefSeq and is a predicted model, not a curated record. Lineage: Eukaryota; Fungi; Ascomycota; Eurotiomycetes; Eurotiales; Aspergillaceae. Gene Ontology annotation, molecular function: transmembrane transporter activity.
AUGGUGAACCCAUUCAUGGAGAAACCCUCCCCUGUCUACUUUACGCAUGAAAUGGCAGCCAGUGAGCCAUCAUUUGAAACACAGAACUUGAAGAAAUGCGAUACCGAUUCAAAUGUUGAGAGGGAUCCCCUAAAUCCAAGGAAUUGGUCCUCGUCGAGGAAGACGAUGCUCUUUAUCUCACUAAUGACGAGCUCGUUGCUAGCAGAUGGAGCUAUGGUAUGGGGUGGAACGCUGGUCACGGAGCAGGCCAUGGAUUGGAAUAUUAGCAUCACUCAUUCGGCGACGAGUAUGAAUUAUGGUAUUCUGCUACAGGGGUUUGGUGGAAUUUUUGCUGUUCCGCUCAUUGAAGCGUACGGUCGUUUGCCGAUCUGGCUAUGGCCUCAGCUGAUCACCAUGUUCAUGGUGCUGGGCGCUACUCUCUCCAAUGAUUGGUCUACCUUCACAACGUUCCGCUCUUUGCAGGGUUUGUUUGGGACAGUGCCGCAGGUAAUUGGGCUUCCAAUCAUUCAUAAUAUGUAUACAUCUGAUGAAUGGCCGCGGAUGAUCAAUAUUUGGGGAACCACCUUCCUCGUCGGGCCGUUUCUUGGCCCUGCGAUAGCAGGAUACAUCAGCGCCGGGUCGGACUGGCGCACCUCAUUCGGGGUUUUGACAGCCAUCUAUGGCGUGUCCACGGCUAUGGUGAUUCUCUUUGGCUAUGAGACAUACCAUGAACCUGGAAGAAUGAUCAAACAGUCACGCGUUGCGUCUUAUUUUGGUGUUGGCAAUACCAUGCUUCCUAAAGGAUCGACCUUGAGUUAUUGGAGCCGAACAGUCCUGGUCUAUGUGUUCAAGUUCCCGUUGUUAAUGACUGGUGGGCAUCGCUAUCUUGGUGACAUUUACCUGGCCAAUUGCUUCUUGCACAGUCCUCCAUACUUGUUUGACACAAUCGAGGCAUCAUCGAUGCGAUUCGCUGGUGUGAUUGGAGCUCUAUGUGGCUGGGCGGUGGGCCAUUUUUUUAACGGCUGGAUAUUUCAGCGUCAUAGCUCAACUUGGCGAACGGAGCUCCGUCUCCAUGGCAUCUGGUUCCCGAUAUUCAGCAUGGCGAGCGGUCUUCUCACCUACGGACUAACCAUGCACUUUGGCAAGCACUGGAUCGGGAUAGCCAUGGGGUGGAUUAUGGUAAAUAUUGGCAUGGUAGCCACAAUUGUUGCCAUCUCAGCUUAUGCAUUGGAAAAGUACCCGGAGCAGGCGACCUGUGUGUCGGCCAUUCUGAAUAUGUGGCGCACGUGUGGAGGGUUCGCAGUGGGAUACUUCCAGCCUGCAUGGAUUCAGCGCAAUGGCCUCGGAUUGGUUUUUGGUAUUCAGGCAGCUAUUUUGUGUGUGGCUGUUGCCUUGACCAUCACUCCCGUGUUCUUGUGGGAGCGGAAAAAGUUGAAAGUUAAAGCAGAAGCAGAAGCAGAAGCAGAAGCAGAAGCUUGA